ACAGCCUCGAUGCAUCUUCUUUGUGUGUUUACCUGUUCCACGUGCUCCGCAAGACCAUUUUGUGCUUGAGCGCCACCAAGUCGUGUUUUACUGGAACUUCAGCAGCGCCAGGCACGUGAACAAAAGCGCCAAUCUCAUUGGUCGGCCAACUUUUAACGCGCCGCGUCAAACCAAAAAAACGCGUCCGAGGCGUUUUUCUGAAAAUGACGCUUUUGCGCGUCGCGCUUUUCGCGUGGGUGUGCGCACUCACAUUGGCGCUCGUUCUUGAGUCACGAGACGUUAAACGUCGACGAUAAACGCGCCCGAAAAACGUCCCGGUGUGUAAAGACCUUUACUUUACCUCACAGCGAAAUAAACCCGAGGCUUUGGUUGUAGGAUGGCAAAUGAAGCAAAGCCCUGUCCAUGUGAUAUAGGGGACAAGAUUGAAUAUGGGGGUCUCGGAGAGGAAGUUCAGAUUGAACACAUUAAAGCCUAUCUGGUCAAACAUGCAACUUCAAAAAAGGCAAUUAUUGUAAUUCAAGACAUUUAUGGAUGGCAGCUUCCAAACACCAGAUACAUGGCCGACAUGCUCUCAGCAAAUGGAUACAUUACUAUAUGUCCAGAUUUCUUUGUUGGAAAAGAGCCAUGGAGCCCAUCUCAUGACUGGUCAACAUUUGAACAAUGGCUAGAGGACAAAAAACCUACAGACAUCAAAAAGGAAUUGGAUGUUGUACUGAAGUACCUGAAGGAGCAGUGUGGUGCAAAUGAUAUAGGUGUUGUGGGUUUCUGCUGGGGUGGGGUUGCAACCCACUAUAUUGCUCUUCAAUAUCAAGAAAUCAAAGCUGGAGUCUCGGUCUAUGGUAUUGUUCGAGAGAGAGAAGACAGAUUUGAUCUCAAAGCUCCAACCCUCUUUAUCUUUGCACAAAAUGAUGCAGUCAUUCCUCGUUAUCAGGUGACUAUACUAGAGACGAAACUGGCGGAAAAGUGCACGGCUGACUUCAAAGUGAAAAUCUUCCCAAAUCAGACUCACGGGUUUGUCCAUCGGAAGAGAGCAGACAUUAACCCAGAUGAUAAACCCUACAUUGAAGAAGCCAGGAAAGAUAUGAUAAACUGGUUAAAUAAGUACAUGUAAGCUGUGGUGGUCUAUAAAGCAUUUAAACGGUUUAAAAUAAAAAAAUCAUACAUUAAGGCGGCAUAAUGUGUUUAUGCAAUUAAAAGUUAUGCAGUUCUGUUUUCUCGGAUGAUAAAGAAACACUUUUGAGGGAAGGACAACUAUUAGACUCAAAUCUGAAAACAAAAUUUUAAUGAUCACUUCAGUACUACAUUGACAGAGAACUGUAUCAAAUGAUAAAUAACUGUACGAAGGUUCUGACACAUUCCUUUAGAAGUGCUGUAGAUGGUUUACUUUAACAGCUACACAAGGUUCAGUCUUCAGAUUCGCCAGGGCCUCUGAUGUCAUCGAUCUUCAGGAUCAUCUUCACUACUUGAGUGGCCAAAGAAAUCUGCUGUUUCUUUCCAAUAAGGGUCUCGAUUACGUGUUGUUUCUUCAUGUCUGCAAAGAUUAAAAUAAGUAAUCAUUCAUUACCAUAUAGAACUAAGCAAGUGUUAAAAAACUAAAUAAAACAUGAAAAAAAAAUUUGACUGCAUAUUAUGAUCACUAAUGAUGCUUUUACACAACUACUAAUACCUUUAAACCAUUUAAUAACCGUUUUCUACAUUUUCCAUUGUGUUUACGUGUAGAUUUUGUUUAAUUACUGUACAACACUAUAUAAUAAAGGAAUCCAUACCAUUUGUUCCCAAGUUUAAGCAGUCAAU
Misgurnus anguillicaudatus (oriental weatherfish) is the source of this 1794-nucleotide messenger RNA. NCBI's taxonomy places the organism in Eukaryota, Metazoa, Chordata, Actinopteri, Cypriniformes, Cobitidae. The record is from RefSeq and is a predicted model, not a curated record.